Cicer arietinum (chickpea) is the source of this 723-nucleotide messenger RNA. The record is from RefSeq and is a predicted model, not a curated record. Lineage: Eukaryota; Viridiplantae; Streptophyta; Magnoliopsida; Fabales; Fabaceae.
AUGGCUGCGAGAGCAUUUCUUUUGUUUUUGGUCGGUUGCACACUCUUCAGCGAUAAGAGUGCAUACGCAAUUAGUGUUGCCUAUCUUGAGUGCUUCCGGGACCUUAAUUCUUGCGGGGGAUAUGCAUGGGGUGCAACUGCUCUUGCUUAUCUUUAUGACAAUCUUCGAGAAGCCAGCAUGCAUCAAACCAGAACUGUUUCUGGGUAUCUGACACUUUUACAGACAUGGGUCUAUGAGCAUUUUCCUACAUUAUGUAGAGAUUGUUGUAGACUUUCUGCUAGUUAUGUUGAAGACUAUCCUAGAGCACUUAAAUGGAAGCCUAAAAGGGAUAAGGGUUUGGUUCUUCCAUUUAGGAAAGCUCUUGAUGAGAUUGAUGUUGAUGAGAUGUAUGCUCAUCUGCCAGACAGAGUAUUGCGGCAAUAUGGUCAUGUCCAAACCAUUCUUGGCUCACCGUUAGAGAUAGUGGGUCAAACGACCACACCAGAUGAGAUGGACAUUAUGUUUACGCAAUAUGUUGUGCAUGUAGUGGAUGUCGGUCCAGUUGUGCAGGGACAUGUAGUCUGCUCGAAUGAUUAUAUGGACUGGUUUCGCAGAAUUUCUCAUCCAUACAUCAUUCGUAGAGGACCAGUCCAUGAAGCUGAUGCAGAGCCUACUGAUCAUGCCACUCAUGCAGCUGAUGGCGGCGAUCCUGCUGAUGACACAGUUGACAUAACGGUAUAUUGA